AUGAAAGCAAAUAUCGAUUUUGAAAUGUUAAAGCUUGUAAUUCAAGUGGUAUCAGUAUUCCUUUCUAUUGCAAUCAAUACCAUUCUGAUAUGCCUUAUUAUUACAAAAUCCCCAAAAAUAAUGGGAACCUAUCGGCAUUUGAUGAUUUAUUUCUGCUGUUGUUCUAUAUUUUUUAGUAUUGUCGAUGUUAUUGUGCAACCGAAUAUUCAAACUUAUCAAAGUUCAUUCUUUAUGGUAAUUGAUGCGAAAAGUCGGAGUAUGGAGCAUUGGGUAGUUGGAGUUUUGAUGCACUUGUUGUGUGCGUGUUUCGGUGUAGCAAUAUAUGGAAUUGCAAUACAUUUUGUAUAUCGGUAUUUUGCAUUGGAAAGACAAGGACGAGUGAAAUAUUUCAAUAAAAAAUAUCUCGUGUUCUGGUUCACAAUUCCAUUGCUUGGCGGAGCAGCUUGGUACGCCGUUACAGAAUUGUGUUUCACGCCAGAUCAAUUGGGAAUUGAAUACAUUAGAAAAACUGUGAAAGAAUCGUUCAAUAUUGAAAUGGAAAAUGCUGAGUACGCGGGAUGUGUAUUCUAUCCAAUAGACACUAACGGAAAACAGUUUAUAAAUUGGCGUAGUUUCAUGGGAUAUACUGGAUACUUGAGCAUUAUGGCAGUUGCAUUUUUAAUUAUUUCAUUUGCUGGAUGUAAAAGUUGUUAUCUGGUCAGUAACUUGUUGGAUCAAGGAGAAUCCGAAUUCUCCAAGAAUCUACAAAUGCAAUUGUACAAGGCAUUAGUAGCUCAGACGGUCAUCCCUGUUGUACUGCUCUUUAUUCCAUUUGGAUUUCUAUUCACUCUUCCAAUUUUCGAGAUUAACUGUCAGUUUCUUGCAACUAUUAUAACUUUGAUAUUUGCAAUUUACCCAGCUGUCGAUCCAUUGCCAAUUCUUUAUUUUGUGGAUUACUAUCGAAUUCCAAUUUUGGAAGUGUUCAAGAAACCACAUUGCAGCGGCAGUCAAGUAUAUCCAGCCAGCAAUAAUUCAGUGGAAAAUUAGUGUGUUAAAAUCAUUUUUUAAUGCUCUUCCAAUUUUCGAGAUUAACUGUCAGUUUCUUGCAACUAUUAUAACUUUGAUAUUUGCAAUUUACCCAGCUGUCGAUCCAUUGCCAAUUCUUUAUUUUGUGGAUUACUAUCGAAUUCUU
Messenger RNA from Caenorhabditis elegans, 1171 nucleotides. It is a transcript of the gene str-175, whose product is annotated as Serpentine receptor class r-10. Bases 1 to 1026 code for a protein of 341 amino acids. Lineage: Eukaryota; Metazoa; Nematoda; Chromadorea; Rhabditida; Rhabditidae. The transcript has 7 exons. Gene Ontology annotation, cellular component: ciliary membrane. Gene Ontology annotation, biological process: detection of chemical stimulus involved in sensory perception of smell. The record is from RefSeq and is marked reviewed.